AUGAUAGCAGAGGGCUCGGCAUCCAACGCCUCGAUCGCGCUGUACACCCUAUUACCAGCCGUCGUUCAAAAGAGAAUCCCGCGUUUCAGGACACUGAAGCGGGCUCUGUCACAAUAUGAGUGUAUGUCCACUUGCGACUACAUGGGCGUGGAAGCUGACGUACAGGUGUGCAGCGUACCACAAGCGAAUUUCGAGUUAUUCUAGCGACAGGAGCUUCACUCCGCCGCCCUCGUACCGUUCAAGCCCUGAAGAUGCCGAGACCACCGACGAAGACUCUGCGCCAUACAGGUCACAUGGCGACAGUGCAGCGCCCAGCAGACCGUCGAGCUCCGGAAGUCUUACGCCUAUCGUGGUACCGCAAGAGUCGAGAAGUGGUAUUCAAUGGAAGUAUGCCGACGCAGGAUUCGCCCUCCUGUCCCUCGCCUCCCAGGAAGCCUCUGGUGAUAAUAUCGCCCUCAGCUCGAAUCUGGUACGACGACAAUACAUCGACGGCGUAGCCUGCAUGGUUCGCGGUCUGCCCGCCGAGUUGAGCGAGGAAGAAGAGCUGAGUCUACGCGAGGCACUGCCUGCUUCGAUCCGUGCGGGGCGGCAUGGAGAUGUGACCGCCCUGACGAGAGGAGAGCGCAGACCAGGACAAGCGGUGCCUCUGUCACCGCAGUCCUCGCUACAUCGGAGCGUUGCAACUGUGACGCUCUACCUCUUCCUCGCUGUGGCCUUUGUGCUACCCUAUCUGCAGCUCUUCCUGCGGCUGGCAUAUCAGUGGGACCGAAAGCACAAGGUCAGUGACCGCGUGCUGGCGAGGAGCGUCGCUGCUGCGGAUGCAGUCGGGAAGCGGACGAUGAUGCUUGCGACCAGUAUUUGUGCCAUGAACGAAGGCAAGGUCGGCGAUACGAUGCGGCAGGCUGGAAUCUAUCUCAUGCAGGGCGUCAGUGGAGGAGUCUAUGAUGGAGUUGGAGAGGCCUUGAGGAUUCGAGCGGAUGAGACUCCUCAUGACAAGAGCCGGUGCUGA
Messenger RNA from Lecanosticta acicola, 1009 nucleotides. The record is from the annotation of a GenBank genome assembly. NCBI's taxonomy places the organism in Eukaryota, Fungi, Ascomycota, Dothideomycetes, Mycosphaerellales, Mycosphaerellaceae.